CUCUGUCUUAUGAAAACAUUGCAGUUCCCAGACAGAGGAGCCUCCAUGAGGGGAAGGGAGCGAUGGCACCCAGGGGCCUGGCAGCCCCCCGCCAGGACCUGGUGACCUUCAAGGAUGUAUCUGUGGACUUCACCCGGGAGGAGUGGAUGUGCUUGGACCGUCCUCAGAGGGACCUGUACAGGGAUGUGAUGCUGGAGAACUACCGGAACCUGGUGCUGGUCUCACUGGGACAUCCAAUUUCCAAACCAGAUGUGAUCUCCCGGUUGGAGCAAGGGGGCGUGCCAUGGCUAUUGAAAAAAGGAGCCACAGGACAGGCCUGUUCAGAUAGGGAGACUAAGCCUGAAACCAAGGAGUCAGCUUCUAAGCUGUCCACUUCUACAGAGGAAUCCUCACCAGGUAGAUUGAUAAAGGAUUCUCAAGGAUGCAAGUUGGACCGAGCUGGCGAAUAUGCUAGCAGGUCAGAGCAGCAAAUGGGAACCCAGGAAGUGGAGUCCAAGUAUGUCCAGGGGGCCCCCAAGAGAACACCCAGCAAAGGGAGAGGCCAUGAAUACAAGAAGUUUGGAAGAAGCCUCAGCCUGGAGGCCAACACGUUUCCUCAACAGAAACUUCCCAGAGGAAAGUUACUCCGUAAAAGUGAUGCACGUGGGAAGAGCUUCAAACAGUAUUCAGAGCUGGUAAAAGGCAGUAGAAUCUCCUCAGGGAAGAAACUUUCUAAGUACAAUGAAUGUAGUAAGUCCUAUAGUCACAAUGGAGACCUUCUUCAAUACAGAAUACAUAAUGGAGAGAAACCUUAUGAAUGCCGUGAAUGCGGAAAAGCCUUCAGCCGAAGAACAAACCUUACUGUCCAUCAGAGAAUUCAUACUGGAGAAAAACCUCACAAAUGUAGUGAUUGUGGCAAGGCCUUUAUCCAGAGUGCACAACUCACUGUCCAUCAGAGGAUUCAUACUGGGGAAAAACCCCACAAAUGUAGUGAAUGUGGAAAGGCCUUCAUCCAGAGAGCCCAACUUGCUGUACAUCAACGAAUUCAUACUGGAGAAAAACCUCACAAAUGUAAUGAAUGUGGAAAGGCCUUUAUCUCUAGAACACACCUUACAGUGCAUCAGAGAAUUCAUACUGGAGAGAGACCUUACAAAUGUAACGAAUGUGGGAAAGCUUUUAUCCAGAGGGCACAACUUGCUAUACAUCAAGGAACUCAUAUUGGGGAGAAUCCUCAUAUAUGUAAUGAAUGUGGGAAAGCCUUUAACCACAUAUCAGCACUUAAUUCCCAUCAAAGAAUUCAUACUGGAGAGAAGCCUUAUAAAUGUAGUGAAUGUGAUAAAGCUUUCAAUCACUAUUCUUCCCUUGCUCACCAUCAGAAGAUCCAUAUCAGAGGGAAUCCUUACGAGUGUAAUGAAUGUGGGAAAGCCUUCAAUCGAAGAUCAUUUCUAACUUACCACCAGAGAAUUCACACUGGAGAGAAGCCUCAUAAAUGUAAUGAAUGUGGGAAAGCCUUCAGUUACAAGUCUUCCCUCACUCAACAUCAGAAAAUUCAUACGGGAGGGAAACUCAUAUGUAAUGAAUGUGGCAAAGCCUUCAAUGGCAAAGCACUCCUUAUGUACCAUCAGAGAAUCCAUACUGGAGAGAAGCCCUAUAAAUGUAAUGAAUGUGGUAAGGCCUUCAAUUGCAAUUCUUCCCUUACUCACCAUCAGAAAACACAUACUGGGUGGAGACCUUAUGAAUGUAGUGAAUGUGGAAAAGCCUUCAGUAGGAGCACACACCUAACAGAACAUCUGAGAAUUCACACUGGAGAGAAACCCCAUAAGUGUAAUGACUGUGGGAAGGCCUUCAUCCAGUUUACUCAUCUCACUGUACAUCAGAGAAUUCAUACUGGAGAGAAACCCCAUAAAUGUAGUGAAUGUGGAAAGGCCUUCAAAUAUAGAUCAUCCUUUACUUCCCACAGAAGAAUUCAUACUGGAGAGAAACCUCAUAAGUGUAAUGUGUGUGGGAAAGCCUUCACCCAGAUCACCCAUCUCACUGUACAUCAGAGAACUCAUACUGGAGAGAAACCUUAUGAAUGUAAUGUAUGUGGGAAAGCCUUCAAACACAGCUCAUCCCUUACUUCCCAUUACAGAACUCAUGUCGAUGAGAAACGAUAAAUUUAGUGAAUGUUUGAAGUCAUUUCUCUUGGGAAAGACCUUCAUUUGCAUCAGAGAAUACAAACAGUAUGUAAGUAAAAAUGUGGCAGAGCUUUCAACCACAGCUCAUCCCUUACCAUCAGAGAAGUCAUAUUGCAGAGAAGCCUUAUACAAACAGCCCUGUGAAUGUAAUGAGUGUGGUAAGGUAUAUAUGGAAGCACCAUCUUACUGAAAGUCAAUUCAUAAUAAAUAGAAACCCUUCCAUGUGUAGGAACUGUCUCAGUUCCCAUAUUGGCUGCCCCAACUCUUUUCCUCUUUCCUCAAAGCUCUUUCAACCCCUUCACUUCCCAGAGAGUUACAGCUGGUAAUAGCUGAUCACAUUGAGAAGAUCCAAUGUAUAAUCUCUCAACCUCACCCCCACCACCCCUAGGGCUAUCACCUUAUUCUUCAGGCCCCAGGAGAAGCCUGUCCUUAUUUUAAUUAAGGAUAAACCUUGUGCUUGUGCCCUUGAUCUCUUCCUUUCCUGCCUCUUCCUCUAGGAAUGAUCUCUUGUGCAUCCUCAAUCUCUUUUUUACAUAAUCCUUCCUAUCUGUCUGCAAACAUCCUUGGCUCCCCAGUGCUUUCAGACAAAAUGCUUCCCAUCCAUUUCCUUGGCUUCUGCACACUUGUUGCAGAUGUUCUCUACACUAUUUCCAAAAACAUCCUCACCUCCAUGCUUUUCCACUCCCACCAUUCUACUCAAGCCAUUCUCUUCAAGGUCACCAUUGACUCAUCCCCAAAUCCAGUCAUUUUCUAUUGAGUCCUCAUCUCUCUCAGCCUCUUGGAAGCAUUUGACAUGGUUUGUAAUUCUGUCCUCCCUUAGCUCUAGGAAAACUUCUCUGCCCUGAUUUUCUCACUUCUUUCCUGUUAGUUCAUUCCCUUACAGACCCCUUAAGGUAGGUGUGCCCCAAGUUUCCCUUUUGGGCCCUCAUUCUUUCAGUUGAAUCUUCUUUCCUGACUUGAGCCAUAACUUCUAUGCAGCUAACAAAUCUCUAGUUCAUAUUCCACUUCUGUGCAUUCCAACUUGUUUCAGAGACAGGACUUGAGUUUGAAUCCCAGCUUUUGUUUUACUGUAUGUGAAGUUGGCAAGUCUCUUCUUAGACUAAAGUUCCUCAAAGGGAAAAUGAGGGAGUUGGAGUGCAUUGACCUCUGAAGUGUAUGAGUUGUGAUCUUUGCUUUUGUGAACCUAAGUCACCUUGUACUAGAUUUGGCCCAAAGUUCUGGCCUGGAGCUCUUUUUGAAUUCUUAUGAUGUACUGUGCCACUUAUCCUUCCCAACCUGAUCUGCAGUGUGGACAAGGGUAUCAUUCUCUGCCUUUAUCCAAAUUGCACAGAGCCAAGCCUAGGCCAUUGGCUCACUCUCCUGGAGAGCCCCUUCCAAGUUGGCCUGGAAUCAUAAAUGACCAUCUUUGGGUUCAGACACUCAGCAGUUCUGAAUCUCAUUUGGCUUUUACCACCUGUGUAUUUGCUCAAAUCUAGGUAAAUGAUAUUAGUCACAUUUCUUUGUUCUUCCAGUUAGAGAACCACUGAAGACAGCCCAUUGCUGAGCAGUUUCCUUCCUAGGUGUUCUGUAAGCAUCCCUUCAGUUAUAUAGUCUAGAAGUUUGCUAGGAAGUGAGUCGAGCCAUUGAUGUGUAACCUGUUCUCCUUCCUCUUGAAGAUGGUUCCAUUUGCCCCUCUCCAAGUCUGCAGUACUUUUUCUGCCCCCCAUGAUGUUCUGGAGAUCAUUGACAAUAGCUUGUUUAGUUGUUUAAGUCAUGUCCAGCUCUUUGUGACCCCAUUGGGGUUUUCUUGGCAAAGAUGCUGGGGUGGUUUGCCAUUUCCUUCUCCAGCUCAUUUUACAGAUGAGGAAACUGAGGCAGACGGCAGACAGGGUGAAGUGACUCACCCAAGGUCACACAGCUGGGUAUUUGGGGCCAGAUUUGAACUCAUGAAGAUGAGUCUUGACUCCUGAUUUCUAAUACUCUAUCCACGGUGCCACCUAGCUGCCCAACCACAGCAAUCAUAUCUACCAGCUAUUUAAGUACUAAUGUCUUUGUCAUUCAUCUCCUUGGCUGGCAAAAUGACUUGAGCAGCAGUUUGUGAUCUCCUUGCCUGCCCCUGACAGUAGUCUUGUUCCUUGUAUGAGCCUCCUCUGUUACCCAGUGUAGUUCAUUAUUAGGCACACAGAUGGGCCCCAAACUACCCCAAGUCUUACCACUCCUGACACUCAUACAAGACUAGGCUACUUUUGUAUUUCUCUUCUGUUGUGCUUUCUUAACAUGUAGCUCAUACUCUUCUGUAUGCCUGGAAUUUACUCUUUUUUACCUUGUGAAUGUCUACCUGUCCUUCAAGGCCCAGAUCAAAUGUCUCCUUCCUCCACCCCAAACCCUUCUUCCAUUUGUUAAGGAUCCCCUCCCCUCAUCCUGACAACACACAACACCUGGAACCUCAAAAUCAUUUGUGCCUUUCUAAGGCAAAUGUCCUGUAUUCCAAAUUAUUUUCCCUUCUAAGAAGGUAGCCACUUAGGCAAGGGACCCAGUUGAGUAAAAAAAUGCAGAGUAUAACAUGCAUCUGUGUAAGCCCAAGCAGGAUUCCCUAGAGAAGGCGAGGUGGGGGAGAUGUAGCCCUUUGUGGAUGGCACACUGAUUACGUCAGCAUUGCAGAGCCUCCUCUGUAGUGAGAUGGAGCCACGUCUAAGAGGCCACCCAGGAACAAGUCAGUGAAUAAAAGUAUUUCUGUACAGAUUGUGUCAUACCUUUGGAAGAUGAGCCCCUGGAGUUGGUGCAGCAACCUGUUUGGGACAGGCCUUGCAAACGGAUGCUGAGUAGAACCAAAAUUGAGCGGAAGGAGGAGAGCAGGGUCAGUUACAUUUGGAAAAUUGGCAGUGCUUUUAAAGAUCCCAAGCUGUUCAAAAAUGACAUGGAAUCCCAUCUUUUCAAUACAGAUGAUUCCCUGGUGAUGCAGAAAAUGAUAAGGGAUGGGCUAAAAGUCAACCAUGGUAUGUUUCCAGGGAAGAAGGGACAUAAAGAGUUACUGGGUUUGCCAUGUGGCAGGAAUGGGUGAUCUGUUAGCCCAAGUGCCCCAGUGGUGUCUGAAAUGUCCCCAGGGAGGAGGAGGGGUGAUCUUUGGAACAGUGUAGACCAACCUGAAUUUUAUAGGAUGAGAGAACAGGGAUGGGCUGUGAUCUGCAACAGUGGAGGGAAGAGCCAGAAAAAAUCACAGGUCCAUUUUCUUUGUAGAUAUCAUAUCCUCUCAUUAAACUGUUAAUUCCAUGUGGGCAGGGACCAGGUUUUUAUCUAAGUUUUAUAUGUUUCCCUUGGAUUUAGCACAGUUUUCUGUGCCUAUAGGAUACUUAAUAAAUUCAGUUUAUGGUGUG
Molecule: messenger RNA, 5509 nt
Organism: Trichosurus vulpecula (common brushtail)
Lineage: Eukaryota; Metazoa; Chordata; Mammalia; Diprotodontia; Phalangeridae
Product: zinc finger protein 260-like
Biological process (GO): regulation of DNA-templated transcription
Source: RefSeq, a predicted model, not a curated record